GUAGGAGAUAAAGUUUGGCUCGAUAUCCGCUACUGGAAGAGUGACCGUUUACGAAAGAAAAAGCUUAGCCCGCUCCACCACCGGUUUACGGUUUUAGAAGCCAUCGGAGGAAGCGCCUAUCGGCUUAACACACCAGGGGAACGUUAUAACGUUUUCCACGAGUCGCUUCUCCGCCCUACGUCAGAUAAUCCCUUCCCGACUCAAGUUUAA
Molecule: messenger RNA, 210 nt
Organism: Eremomyces bilateralis CBS 781.70
Lineage: Eukaryota; Fungi; Ascomycota; Dothideomycetes; Eremomycetales; Eremomycetaceae
Exons: 1
Source: RefSeq, a predicted model, not a curated record